UUUAAUAGUGUCAGUCACUUGCGUAGUGCGUUAUGUGAAUACCAAACUUUUUGGAAAAUAUCUUUUGCUUAAUUGUUGAAAUAAGUACAAACAUCAAUAAUGAAAUUAUCGCAAGUUCUUCACAGACAACAUAUUGGAUUUAUGUUUAAAAAACACUGGGUAGUACAAGGAAAACGUGUGCCGAUUGAUUCUGGUGUCGAAGAUCAUUUAAAACAAAAAGGAAUUCCAGUUGUAGAUGCUUUAGAAUUCGUCAAAGAGAAACCGGAACCAAGAGACAGGAUUGAAAUUGUUGGUCCAUAUAAGACACCUAUUCCAUUAGAUAAUAGUCAUCCAGACUAUAAGGAAAGACCCUGUUUCACACUUAAAAAUACCACUGUACUUUUGGAAGGCAUUUCUCAAGCACAAGUCCUAACAAAGACGAUAAUAGCGGAAGAUAAAUUACCACAAAGAAUUGAAGAACUUGCUGAUUUACCAGCUCCUAAAGCCAUUCACAAAGGAGUUAAGCAAGUAAUUUUAAAUGCCAAUGUGUUUGAUUGUGAACAAAAGAAGUUACCAAAAAAGAAAGAUCCUGCAAGACCUGCUUAUAACUUUCCAAGAAUAUUAGGAAUAACAGAUAGACGGAGAAACAUCAUAUUAACAAACAAGUUACUUCAAUUAGUUGAAAAAAGUAAUGAUGUUGAAGUAACACAAAACAAAUAUGUGUUAAAUGAUGUGGAGAGUUUGAGUGUAUUUGACAAAGAAAAUGAUCUGAUACAGUUUCAAGAUGUGUCAAAUAUUCUAGUCACAAGUGAGAAGCCAUUGAAACACGAUUUAAAUGAGAGUGAUAUACCAUUCAUUGAAAUACCUGAUAUGUAUCCUGUAAAGCACACCGUAACCCUACCACCGCAACACUUUUAUUCAGAAAGUAGCCAAUACCCUAUCAGACCAAGUGUCACGAAAAAGCAUCCACACACGACCUGGCUUCAUUUCAAUGGCACAGAAGUGAGCAAUAUUUAUGAGACACCUGUCACUCCUGUACAAAUCCUAGGUCGCUCGCUAACCCACGCGUUCACAGUCGCCACUGCAUAUGCAAAACAAUUAUAUGGGGAGGAUGUGAAGGAUCUACCUGAACCUAUACACUUAAACUGCAUUCAAACAGAUGGCCAACGCUUUCAUUUUGGCGUAUUGGAGUUAAAAACUCUUAACUUAGAUGGUACUGAUGGCGUCAAGAAUGUAUGGUAUUGCAAAAACGAUCUAAAGUUAUACGAUUCUUGUCGGUACUUAAGUGGCAUGCCUGUUUUAGAAAAUUAUAACCCUAAAGUGUAUGGUUAUAUCAACGCCUUUUAUAAUUGUUGAAAAUUGUAUAUUUGUAGAAUAAUAAUUUAAUAAUAAAUAGAAUUUACCCAAAA
Molecule: messenger RNA, 1388 nt
Organism: Melitaea cinxia (Glanville fritillary)
Lineage: Eukaryota; Metazoa; Arthropoda; Insecta; Lepidoptera; Nymphalidae
Gene: mRpL37
Product: 39S ribosomal protein L37, mitochondrial
Exons: 5
Coding region: 100-1335 (411 amino acids)
Cellular component (GO): mitochondrion
Source: RefSeq, a predicted model, not a curated record